ACAUUGAACACAUAAUAGUGGAGAGUUAAAUUGUCCAGUCACGUAGUGUAAAAUGAACCCCUUUUACAAAUAUUAAAAUGAGACUGUCAACCGUGUUUUUUUCUUAUUGCUAUAAGCUUAUUCAUAUUUACUUUGAUUUCAAGGCAAGAUCGAUAAAUUAGAUAGUACGUAGUUUUAGGUGAACUAAUAUGCAGUUAAGAUAUGCACACACUUAUCCCUCUGCAACACAUUACUGAAUAUGUACAAAGUUUUGAUUUAUGUUCCGAGGCAUGCCAAAUAACAACAAUUUGGUUUCUGAGUAAUUGUCAAAACUCUUUCUGUUGAGGCUUUGUUUGCAUACAUGUCUAAUCAAUAAAAUAUGCGUCGAAACCUGCAAUAUAAAAUAAUAACAACACACCAACCCAUGUAUGUGCAUAUGUUGUAUGUGGACAUGAAAAAUGGUCUUUGUUCACCGGCAUACGGCAUCACUAUGGAACUCUUCGUUUGACAUUGGCACAACAAAGUUUCGAUAUCACGAACCAUAUUACUUGAAGCUGAGCGUUACAUAGUAGAAAAGGUUAAAAAUGGAAAGUUUCUUUCAAGCUGGAAUUGGAUUCGACAUGAUGGCGAAUCGAAUGGAAGAAAUGAUGAAUAUGUUCGAACCCAUUGGACGCCAUCAUCCAGAGAAACUUUCUGCUCCUUGCUUUCAGAGUGAGCCUAUUAAAAUCCCGGAAGAAUAUGCGAAGGAAGCCCGCUUUCGAGCUGGAUAUGAUGAGGAGAAUGACCCGGUGGAAGUCAGGAAAAUGAUAAAGCAAAAAUUAAAUCAAUCUCAGCACAGCUAUGACGCUUUUGAGGAAAAGCUCGAGAAAGGCAUAUUGGAUUCUCCAAAUCUUAAUCUCCACCAAGUACCACCUUCUGUUUUUGAUAACGACCCUCCAAUCACUAUUAUGUACCUCAAGGAUAAUCAAAUUUGCGAGCUUCCAGAAUUCUUUUUUGACGAACUUCCGUUUCUGACAUGGCUGGAUUUGCGAGAUAAUAAAUUAACAAAUCUUCCAUCACUUAAUUCUCGUCAUGAGUGUCUCAGGGUAUUUUUACUGCAAGGGAAUCGUAUUAGAGCUUUACCAUACACUUUAGCUUUGGCAGUAAACCUGCAAACAAUAGGGAUUACUGGAAAUCCUCUAACAAUUCCACCAGAAAAUGUUCAAAAGCAAGGAUGCAAAAAAAUGAUAGAAUAUUUUCAAGCCCGGAUGCUGAUGCGCAUUCCAUUGGAUGAAUCUGGUGAGUUGGAAUCUGAAGAUGACAAUAAGUUACGAGAGGACUUGAAACAAACUGCAAUGAAAUGUGUUAAGCAGAAAACUACUCCAAGUUUGAUUUUGAGGGGCCAGGAGUCGGUCAGUACAGAUAUUUCAGUGGCAGAAAAGAAGCGCAGAGCAGAUCGUUUAAUUUACACUUGGGAAUUGUGGAAACGAAUUCCGUACGACGGAGUCAGUCGAACAGAUAUGUUUGAAAAAUCACUUGAAGAAGUCCGCAACCAAGUUUUGAAAAGGCUGAAUAUUCAGCAAGAAGCUCUUUUGCAAAAGUGCAAAAAUCAAGAUGUUUUACGAAAAUGGAGGAGCGAGACCAAGUUGAUGCAGAUGAGAAGCAAACCUGAUUUAAAGGUCAAUCUUGCAGAAUCCGCUCCAUUCGGAAAUGAUUUAAAUGAAGUCAAACUUUCCAACUCCAGAUUGCUGAGACCUUUGGAGUAUAAACAAGAGCUCGAAGACUGUUGGGACAAGCUAAAACGAUUUUCAGAAAAUCCUGCCCAGUUAUUGGACACAGAAUUGGCACUGAAAAGACUGAGAGAAGUUGAAGAAAUCCACAAACGCCUUUUGGAAAUGAAAUUGUCGGUUAAGCCUACUCUGCUCUGACGACUGAAUUCGUA
Messenger RNA from Folsomia candida, 1900 nucleotides. RefSeq names its product leucine-rich repeat-containing protein 27-like. The record is from RefSeq and is a predicted model, not a curated record. The coding region runs from base 564 to 1886 and encodes 440 amino acids. Gene Ontology annotation, molecular function: protein binding. The transcript is spliced from 9 exons. Lineage: Eukaryota; Metazoa; Arthropoda; Collembola; Entomobryomorpha; Isotomidae.